Paraphaeosphaeria sporulosa is the source of this 1946-nucleotide messenger RNA. RefSeq lists its product as uncharacterized. The record is from RefSeq and is a predicted model, not a curated record. The annotation marks the transcript as partial. NCBI's taxonomy places the organism in Eukaryota, Fungi, Ascomycota, Dothideomycetes, Pleosporales, Didymosphaeriaceae. The transcript is spliced from 5 exons.
GUAUGAGGGGAGCCUAUCGCGGCCGCGGUCAGUCGAAUGGAAACAACAGUGAUAACAGGCGUGCGCCUAAUCGUGUCAUUCUUGUGCCCGCGGAAUACCGGCGCGAAACGAAGAGCUCAGAGCGUAUGAGAAUCAUCACCACCUGGAAGAACGAGACAGGAUGCGAAGUUCUGCCCCAACUCUUGUCCGAAGACGGCUCCGGUCGAUCAGCGGGAGUCAUUGUCAAGUUCGAACUGUUCGGCACGACCGAGAAACUAGACAAGGCUACCCAGAAGAUUGAGGAAUGGAUUCGCUAUUCUGUCACAAAGACCUCAGAGACUACUAAAUGGGUCAAGCUCCCGGCGCACAUCCCAAAAGAUUGGUAUCACGAACAUAUGCGGCGGGAGCAAAACGAGAGGAGAAAGAAGUUCUUGAGAGACAUGGGAGAGGAUGAGGUCACCGUCGAUUGGCCCCAGGAUCUCCGCGGUUCAGAAUUUACGAUGAAAGACGCCUUCGGUGCUGGCCUCGGAAAGCUAGAUCCGAUUAGGAUGGACGACGAAGUAUUCAUUAAGGGUGUGGGAUUGAAUCAGCUCGAAAUACAUGGAGCCGACAUCAAGAAUGCUCGAUCAGCCGAACAGCAUAUCAAGGUCCUCAUCGAGAAGGUCAAGCUCACAAUCAAUAAAAAAAUGGUGUUCCCGAAAUACUUGAUUCUGGACACGCGAGAAGACUCAGGAGAAGGUGUGCUAUACGAGAAAGCUGAGACAUGGUGGCCAAAUCAUACAACACAUCCCAUCGUACCUCGCCUCUUACGUUGUGCUAUGACGAGCAGCGAACCUGGCGAUUACUGGCAGGACCUUCAGCCUGCGCAGCACAACGAAAUACAGAAGGAGAUUCAGCGAGCUCUUGACGUUGCCCGAUACGAAAUGGGCACAUAUGACCUCUCGAUUCGCCUCGGUUGCCUUGCCAUGAAACAGCCAGUAUCAGACACCGGUACGAAACCUGACCUGGAGAAGUUCUUGACUGGUGUCACAACCAAGAAAAAUUUGGACUUCGUAGUCAAGCAUUGGCUCUACGAGGACAAAGAUGGCGAAGAGCUCCUUGCGCGCCUUAUUUCUGCCAACCAUCUGCUUGCACUUUCCGAUGCCGAUGGUGCGGAGAAUUGGUUUCCAAUACUUCGCGGCACCUGGGUCUUUCAGGACCCUAAUGCUUCUCAGUUUACCUCAUCACCCUACGUCGUUCAAAUUCUCUGGAUGGUCGACGAGGACGGUUUUUAUGAGAAGCGUACAGAGCACACGAAAUAUUAUCGCCUUGAGACAGGACGCACUGCGCCAAAAGAGAACAUGGACAUAAAACUCGUGGAGCUCGGAGAGAGCAAAGGUUGGCAAUUCAGUCUCACGUCUAUGAUCCCGUGCAAGAUGGCACUGGUCCCGACCGCCAUUCGCCGCUUUGCCGAUGGGACUCAGAUCAAGCCAAAGGACGACACCGGAUGGAAGCAGCCCUUCGUAGACUUCACUGCUGGCCCCUCGCUGAGACUCCUAACCGGCCGCCUGGACAAAUUAUAUACUUUCGACAUCAAGAAGACGGGAUAUAAAGUCAACCUCACUUCAAUGUGGUACCCGGGCGCGAAAGUGCCUUGCUGGGGCCUCAACGUCUACCACGGCGACUGGCGAUCUCUCCUCGCUACCACAGAGCAAUUGCGACAAGGUGAACGUGGUGUAUGGGCAAACACUCUAGGCACAUUUCUCCCUGACGAUGGACUCUUCUGUGAACCGAACGCACCCGAACAACCGUCGAAGGCCGAUCACACUGGCAAACCGCUUCCCGGCGACGGUGUUCGACUCCUGACGACGAAGCUCAUGGAGCUCUCGCAGGUGAUUCACCAGUCCGGCCGGGUGAAGGUACCGGACUACCCGGCAAUCGCUCCCUCGCCCCGUGUCUCUACGCUUUCCCAGGAGAGCUUGAUCUGA